Molecule: messenger RNA, 1181 nt
Organism: Odontomachus brunneus
Lineage: Eukaryota; Metazoa; Arthropoda; Insecta; Hymenoptera; Formicidae
Exons: 4
Coding region: 115-960 (281 amino acids)
Source: RefSeq, a predicted model, not a curated record
CAAGAAAUUGGAGGUAGACGUAUUAUAUAAGCGCGAAUUUUAGCUUAAGGGGAAAAGUGUUGUUACAGAAGUUGUGUCGGAAAGAGCGGCAUUUGUAUCGGGAUUAGAGUAACAAUGUUUAAAAUCGUAAGCUGUAUCUUCAUCGCUGCCUGCAUCAACUUCCCACAAGUUGUUGUAGCUGCCUCUCUUUCGAAUCCUCUGGGAUCUCUGGGAUCCCUGGGGUCCCUAGGAUCCCUGGGAUCUCUAGGAUCAUUGGGAUCAUUGUUAGAUAACGCGCAAGAUAAACUAACAGAUAAAAUAACAGAUAAAAUAUCGGACAAAAUAUCGGAUGAAGUAUCGGAUAAAGUACCGAAUACACAGGACCAGUUCUCGGACAUACUUCGCAAUAUAUUCGAACGUGGAGAUGAAACCGUAAAAAAAAUUGGAAAUGGCGUGAGUGAUCUAGGCACGACUCUUGAUUCGCGAUUGUCUGCCGAGGUGGAGAGGCUCAAGGAGAAGAGUGAACAAUUCCUAAAAGAAACUCAAAACGCCGAUAUUUCUUCCUGUAACAAACUGUAUAUGAGAGGACGCGCUACUCUCGCCGAACUGAUAUCGAAGCUUGAUUCUUGUUUGUUAAGCAAAGCGCGAGAUGUUGGAAAGGAAGUUGAAGAUCUCGUUAAUACAAUAAGUGCACUGUAUCAACACUUGGCGGAGCAACUGCCGAACAUGAUGCAAUGCUUAAAAAACCCUCUAAAUAUUGUUUCGUGUAUCUCUAAGGCAUCUCAAAGCGUCUUCAAGCUGGGUUUGACGGCUAAGCAGGCUAUUGGCGCGUUUAUACAACUCGUUACAUUUUUCCCGACUGUGAAAUUAUGUGCUAAGAUGUCGAUUUUCAGUGUUGUAGGAACUAAUAUGCUCAACCUCGUGAAAGACGCGGGAAUGUGUGCUCAAAGCACUAUAAAAGGAAAGCUAUUCACCGACUAAUGUGACUCCCAUCUUUUAUUAUACAUACAUAUUACUGUUAUUAUAAGUUAACCCCACGAUACGAAGUUCCUACUUUUUUCGCACUAUGCAAAACGGUACACGCAGGUAUAUAUCAAAUGUACUUAAUAAAUACUAAGUUAAUAACAUUGCUAUGCUCGCCUCUACCUUUUAGAGUAAUUUAGGAAUCAAAGAAAGCACAAAAUAUACAUUUAUAAAAUAUA